Messenger RNA from Penicillium cosmopolitanum, 2664 nucleotides. RefSeq names its product putative DNA mismatch repair protein. The transcript has 3 exons. Gene Ontology annotation, cellular component: MutLalpha complex. Gene Ontology annotation, biological process: mismatch repair. NCBI's taxonomy places the organism in Eukaryota, Fungi, Ascomycota, Eurotiomycetes, Eurotiales, Aspergillaceae. The record is from RefSeq and is a predicted model, not a curated record. Gene Ontology annotation, molecular function: ATP-dependent DNA damage sensor activity; mismatched DNA binding; ATP hydrolysis activity. The coding region runs from base 1 to 2664 and encodes 887 amino acids.
AUGCCCAUCGAGGCUCUCCCGCAGGCCACAGUUCGAGCCAUUGGGUCGACAUCGGUUAUAUCCGAUCCCUGCUCUGUAGUGAAAGAGCUUGUUGAUAAUGCCUUGGAUGCAUCUGCGUCAUCCAUAAGCGUUGAGCUGUCCCUGAACACCAUUGAUGUCAUCCAAGUCAAGGACAACGGUAUCGGCAUUUCGGCCGAUGACCACCCCGGUGUUUGCCGGCAUGCAUGUACAAGCAAAAUUCAGACAGUCGAGGAUCUAAAGAAUAUCGGAGGAACAUCUUUCGGCUUCCGUGGCGAAGCUUUAGCGAGCGUGGUGGAGAUGUCAGGCGGCGUCACCGUUACUACGCGAACUACGUCAGAGGUAAUUGGAUCGUGCGUUAAGUAUAGCCGAGAGGGCGAGAUUUUGCAAAAUCAACGAACAGCCCACCCGGUAGGGACGACAGUUCGCGUCACGGACUUUCUCAAGCAUAUCCCUGUCCGCAGACAGACUGUGCUCAAGGGGACCGCGAAGGCUCUUGCGAAGAUCAGAAAACUUCUGCAAGCUUAUGCAUAUGCUCGGCCUUCUUGUCGGUUCUCUCUCAAAUUUCUCAACGCGAAAAAUGAGAACAACAACUGGAUGUACGUACCUAGUCCAGAGGCUGCAAUAAGCGACGCGGCAGCCAAGAUUGCUGGAAGAGACGCUUCUUCAUGCUGCAUUAUGAAGGAUGUUUCAUCGAACGUGAAUACCCAAAAUGAAAACAAUUUGACCUCGGGAACAUACCACCUGAGUGCCUUUCUUCCACGGCCAGAUAUAGACUUCUCCAAAAUAAAUCAUGUCGGCCAGUUCGUCAGUCUUGAUGGCAGACCAUUGUCCUCAUCCCGUGGAAUUUCUCAUGACAUUGUGAAGUUAUUCAAGUCUUACCUCCGCUCGGCUGCUUCCAAAGAUGAGUUUUCGAAGACCAUCGUCGACCCAUUUCUCUGUCUACAGCUCGAGUGUCCACAAGGUGCCUACGACGUGAAUAUCGAACCGGGAAAAGAUGAUGUGCUUUUCGAAGAUCGAAAAACGAUUCUGUCCUUGGCAGAAAGCCUAUUCGGAGAUUUUUACGGCCAGCUACCAGUGGACGCAAAGAAAAGCCUAACCAAAGACAAGUCUGCAUCUUCCACUACAGCGGGAACGGCCACUGGCUUCAAUAUCCUCAUGGCCAGAAAGCAGACUGAAAGGCCGCCACCUAAUCAACCAGUGAAUGUCAGAAAGCUCCCGGUCAGUCACUCUACCAGGAAGCCACCCUCUCAUCCCCCAUCCCAAACACGCACCGCCAUUUCUCCCCCGAGAGAUGAAACAAGAAACUCUCAGCCCGAGUGUGCCAAUGAAGAUCGCAGCCCAGCAGAUCGGAACUCACGUUUCAUCAAUCCAUGGUCUGUUACGAAAAUGAAUACUCCACUACACACUCCAGGGCGAUAUGGCCGAAAUGCUGCGAGUCGGACACCCCUAUCGCCGGACACCCAGCGCCUAGCCCCUACCUUGAGACAUACUCCUCAGUCUCCCCCGGACACACCUGAUGUCGCUCAUCCUGAAAGUCUAAGGGCUCCGUCGGGAUCUCCUAUCAGCAGGAGACGAGUACCCCAAAGCUCUGCGAGCCCUCCCUUAUCAAAAGAGCCCACGGGAAGUAGCUCGAAGAGAGAGGCAAGAGAGCGAGAUAAAGAACGUUACGGCAAUGGCGCUCUUGACACUUGGUUUCAACGGACAACCCAAAUUUCAAUGGGUCAAACCCCUCUCGACCAACCUCCCAGUAUUGAUGACUUGGUUCCCACCUUGUCACAACUAGCCCAGCAAAGAUUCGGCGCUGAGGACGACGUCCAGACUAUCGACAAUGAAAUCCCUGAGCUUUCCCAGGAUAUUCCGACCGGUACAUCUGGCGAUGCUGGAUCAUCAUCUUCUCCAGAGGACCAAGAGUCGACAGCCAAUGCACAUGAUACCUCCAUGAACAGUGGAAGAGGAUAUCCUGUUCUUGAACACUGGGCUGCCAGCCUCAAAGAUGGGUUCAAUGCCGGUGGAUCAUCUGGGUUAGAGUGGGCGAUGGACUUCGAACGACGCAAGAAAGAGGCCAACCAAAAACACCGCAGUCGCCCUGUUCCCGACCAGCAAACAAGCGAGCCAUCAAGUCAACCACAAAGCUCUCAAGCUUCACAGAGGCCACAUCAGAACCGAUUCAUCGCAGCCAAAGCCGCAUUGGCUGCCGACCGCCCUUUCGGCCCUGAGGUAACCUCCAAACCAGCCAUUACUCUACAUGACCCCAGGGCAUAUUUGAUGCGCCAUGAAAGUUCCAAGGCGUCCCGAAACCGGGCUUUGGAUGGAUCAAACAGCAGACGCCAUCAUACCAGCCGUUUACCUUUUGAACGGAUUCCUGAUGGCCAUGGUCUCCACGAUGUCUGUUUAUCCGUGCCAACAGAUUUGCCAUCGAUAUCUGACUCCUUUAAAGUUUCAACAUCGCACGACUCUUAUAUUAAUGGUGGCAAAGACACUGAAGCUUUUCUUGAUCCUGAAAUCAACACCCUAGUUCCCAUUUGGGCACAGCGGCUGCAAUCCAUCGUCGCUGGAGAGUACAAGGGAUCAGGCAGUCAACCCUGUUCUGAUCAAGCUGAUCUUGAAACCGUCAUCGCGAAGCAUCUGAAGCUUCGCUACUAA